This is a messenger RNA of Torulaspora delbrueckii, 441 nucleotides long. It is a transcript of the gene HIT1, whose product is annotated as Hit1p. The coding region runs from base 1 to 441 and encodes 146 amino acids. The record is from RefSeq and is a predicted model, not a curated record. NCBI's taxonomy places the organism in Eukaryota, Fungi, Ascomycota, Saccharomycetes, Saccharomycetales, Saccharomycetaceae. The transcript has a single exon.
AUGAACCAGGAGAAGUGUGGGAUAUGUCAUGAAGAAGCAGCGAAGUAUAGAUGUCCCAAAUGCUCCGUGAAAUACUGCUCUUUGGCUUGCUAUAAGGACACCGAGAGACACAACGAUGAGCAGAAAGAAACCAUAAAAGAAGCCUCGCCCAUCGAGGAGGAGAAGUCUGAACUAACAAUAGAACUGACCCCAGAGCUACGCGAGUUAUUAAGGUAUAAUACUGUGAAAUUUCAUUUAGCGAAGGUUUACAGAAUACUGAAAGCCGAUUCCGGGGAUACUCGAGAUCCAUCAUCUAGCAUGACUACUGAUAUGAAACGACAGCUAGCUAUCGAUUACCUGAAUACGCUUAGAGUUGGGGGGAUCCAUCAUAAUGAGGCAAUUGAAGAGUUUUGCGUGCAUGCAUUGGACUUUAUUGAAAAAGCGAGAGUCAAUGAUACUUAA